AUGGAUGCUAAUCAAGGCCCAGGCCAGGGCAGCCCAGAGAGCCCUAACCGGGCGGUGGAGUACCUUCUUGAACUCAACAACAUCAUCGAGAGCCAGCAGAAGCUUCUGGAAACUCAGCGGCGCAGAAUUGAGGAGCUGGAGGUCCAGCUGGACCGGCUCAGCCAGGAGAACAAGGACCUGCGUUUGGACCGGCAGCCCGUCGUUCCUCCCCCACCCGCUCCUCCUCCCGAGCCUCCACUCCCUCCUCCACCUCCGCCGCCUCCACCGACCACAUCGGCUUCCGCGUCUGCCAAGAAUCACCAACAACUCCACCACCACCACCUCCAUAAUAGCCAAUACCAAGCUCCUCCGCAGCCUCCCUCCUCCAUCCCCCUCCACCAGAGCCACCACCACCACCAGUACCAUCAGCACCACCACCACUCCUCCGCCCACCACUCCUACAACAGCUCCAACAGCUCCAACAGCACUCCUACGACGGCGAUCCCAGUUCCCGCUCCGUCUUCAGCCCCGACCUCCAUCUCGAUCCCUACCCAAAUCCCGACUCCGAUAUCGAUACCGACCCCGGCUCCGGCUCCACCUCCUCCGCCUCCGAUGCCAUCCCGGGAUCAGCCGCGGGCCCACAGCCGGCUGACCCGCCUACCCUCCACCAGCACCGGCACCAACACCAACUUCGUGGAGAAAGAGAAGGAGAGGAUUGAGCGCAUGCACAGAACCAACACCUCCAACAACCACCACGCCCACACCCUCCACCACCAGAAAUCUGUGGAGGGCGACUCUCAGUGUCCGGAGGCGCUCACUUUUUCUGACACGUCCUUCGGCCACCCGCCUCCCUUCCAUCGAUACAGUAACAGCCCUCUCACCAGCCCCUGUGACCCCUACGGCUCCACCGGCGGGCCCCUGGGAGCCUGCCACACACAGGGAAGCUCUCCCGUCUCUCCCCCCAGCCCGGCGAGCCUUGCCUGGGCUCAGCGCAGCCGACACCAGCCGGCCAGCCUGGCGCUCCGCAAGCAAGAGGAGGAGGAGAGCAAACGCUGCAAGGCUCUAUCUGACAGCUAUGAGCUCUCUACAGACCUCCAGGACAAGAAGGUGGAGAUGCUGGAGAGGAAGUACGGGGGUCAGUUCGUUUCGCGGCGGGCGGCGAGGACGAUCCAGACGGCGUUCCGGCAGUACCGCAUGAACAAAAACUUCGAGAGACUCCGCAGCUCCGCCUCAGAGAGCAGGAUGACCCGCCGCAUCAUCCUGUCCAACAUGAGGAUGCAGUACUCGUUUGAUGAGCGUCAGCCGCAGGGUCAGGGGUCAGCGUGUCAGCGGGGAUCAGACGACGCGGGAGACAUCGACGACUCCUUCUCCAAACAGGUGAAGUCUUUGGCCGACUCCAUGGACGACUCCCUCACCUGCCAGUCCGGACGUGAAGACUCCCAGGAGGCGGGAGGAGAGGGGGAGGAGGACGAAGAAGAGGACGAGGAGGUGUUGGACGAAGAAGAAGAAGAGGAAGAGGAGGAAGGGGAGGAGGACGAGGAGGAAGACGAGGAAGAGGAUUACAGAGAGUGCGCCUGGCGUAACUCCAGCGCUUCGUCUCGACGCGUGGUGGGCCGGGUGGGGGGAGUAGGUGUAGGGAGGGGAGGCGCCUCCAUGCAUGAGGACAGCACCGCCACCUCCUUCAGCGACGUCACCCUCUACAUGGACGACGGCUGCCUCCCCUCCUCGCCGCUGUCACGCCCUGCCUCCAGCACCGACACAGAGUACUGGGGGGGGGGAGGUGCAGGUGUGAGGGAGGACAGCAGGGAGACGGAGGGAGGCAGCAGCAGCCGGAGGAGCAGCACCCCCUGCACUGAGUGUCGGGGGGAGUACAGAGGGAGGGCAGGGGGAGGAGGUGGAGGAGGAGGAGGUGGAGGAGGAGGAGGACAUCUUCCUGUUCUGACGAUAGAACCACCCAGUGACAGCUCAGUGGACAUGAGUGACAGGUCAGAGCGAGGCUCCAUCGGGCGCCUGGUGUACGAUCAGGAGCCGUCGGGAGUCGACCGAGGAGCCGGGGAGCGAGAGAGGAUGGGAGAAGAAGGGGAAGGAGAGAGUGGGGAGGACGAGCAGCGAGGAGGAGGAGGGGGAGGCAGCAGCGAGGCCGACUCCCCUCAGGGAACCAUCAAACACAAACCCAACGGCCGCUCCGUCCCGACGGCGCAGGGUCAGACCCGCAGCCCCGCCAACGUCCCCUUACCGAUGCCUUCAGCCCGGGCCCUGCCGCCUCACCCGCUCCCUCACCCUCUACACUCCCACCCUCACCCCCACCCGUCACCUAUCCCCCACCUGCCCACCAUCCUGCACCACCACCCGCAGUACAGCCAGCCGCACGUCAUGCACAUGCAUCACGUGCACGGCCCGUACAUCCAGCAGGCGCACCACUUCGCCCAGCACCACUACCACCACCUGCACCACCAGCACCACCACGGUUACCCAGAACCCCCUUCUUCCCCGCUGCCCUCCCCGGUACCCCCACUCUCCCCUCUUCCUCCCCCGCUCACGCCUUCGCCGCUCUCCUCCUCCUCUGCGCUGCAGAGCAUGGAGGCCCAGCAGCACCACCACCCCCACCUGCACCACCACCACCUGCUGUGCUCCGACGGAGACAACGAGAGCGUGAACUCCACCACCACCAACUCCAACGACGACACCACCGUCAACAACUGCAGCUCCGGCUCCUCGUCGCGCGACAGCCUGCGGGAGCCAAUGGGAGGAGGCGCUCCGGGGAAGCAGACCUAUCAGAGGGAGAGCCGCCACAGCUGGGACUCCCCCGCCUUCAACAACGACGUGGUGCAGCGGCGGCAAUACCGCAUCGGACUCAACCUGUUCAACAAGAAGCCAGAGAAGGGGAUCCAGUACCUGAUCGAGAGGGGCUUCGUGUCGGACACUCCGGUCGGCAUCGCCAGGUUCAUCCUGGAGAGGAAGGGUCUGAGCCGGCAGAUGAUCGGAGAGUUCCUGGGCAGCCGGCAGCAGUUCAACAAGGACGUCCUGGACUGUGUCCUGGAUGAGAUGGAUUUCUCGGGGAUGGAUCUGGACGAUGCUCUGAGGAAGUUUCAGGCUCAGAUUAAAGUUCAGGGUGAAGCUCAGCGGGUGGAGCGGCUGGUGGAGGCCUUCAGUCAGCGGUACUGUGUUUGCAACCCGGUGCUGAUCCGGCAGUUCCAGAACCCAGACACCAUCUUUAUCCUGGCCUUCGCCAUCAUCCUCCUCAACACCGACAUGUACAGCCCCAACGUGAAGCCGGAGAGGAAGAUGAAGCUGGAGGACUUCAUCAAGAACCUGCGAGGCGUCGAUAACGGGCAGGACAUCCCCAGAGAUCUGCUGGUGGCGAUCUACGGACGGAUCCAGAAAUGGGAGCUGAGGACGAACGACGACCACGUGUCCCAGGUCCAGGCGGUGGAGAGGAUGGUGGUCGGAAAGAAGCCGGUGUUGUCGCUGGCUCACCGCAGGUUGGUGUGUUGCUGUCAGCUGUUCGAGGUCCCCGACCCGAACCGAGGUCAGAGGAGCGGCGUCCAUCAGAGAGAAGUCUUCCUGUUCAACGACCUGCUGAUGGUGACGAAGAUCUUCCAGAAGAAGAAGACUUCGGUGACGUACAAUUUCAGACAAUCGUUCCCUCUGGUGGACAUGCAGGUCCACACCUUCCAGAACACCUACUACCCUCACGGUAUCAGACUGACGUCGGCAAACCCUGGAGGAGAGAGGAAGGUUCUGAUCGUCUUCACGGCGCCGAGUCAGCAGGACCGAGCUCGAUUCACCUCUGACCUCCGAGAGAGCAUCGCUGAGGUGCAGGACAUGGAGAAAUAUCGCGUGGAGUCCGAGCUGGAGAAGCAGAAAGGAGUGAUGCGCCCCGGUGUGAUGGCGGGGGGAGGACCGGGAGGCGGGGGGACGCCAGGGGGAGGGCCUAUUGGCGGCAUGAAGGGCGAGGUGGUGAACGGCACUCUGGGUAGAGUGAGCCUCGACGACACGUACGCCUCGGUGGACGGACUCAAACGCACCGCCCUCAGCUCCUCACUGAGAGACCUCUCAGAAACAGGGAAGCGAGGUCGUAGGAACAGUGUCGGGUCAUUGGACAGUACCAUUGAAGGUUCCAUUAUUAGCAGUCCCCGGCCCCACCAGCAGCGCCCCCUGCUGGCCGGAGGUCUCCCCUACAACAUGAUGGUCCCCUCGUCUCCAGCAGCUUACCGGCCACACCGCCCUACUCAGAGCCCCGGUACAGGGGUGGGGGGUGGGCCGGGGCUCUGUCACAACCCGGGGGGGAUCACCACCUCCCCACUCGUGAGCGGGGGAGGGGCUGGGGUAGGAGGCGGGAUGGCGGGGGUGGGAGGCCCGAGUGGCGGUGGCGGCCUGCUAGGGAACUUCUUUGGGAGCAGGAGAGGCAAAGUUCCCGUUCCCUUGACGAUGACGUCGCCUCCUCCUCAGGGUCCUCCCAGUCCGCUGAUGAUCUCGUCACCCCCCCACUACCCCGCCCCCGCACCUCCCAUCGCCCACCCAGUCUCCCCUUCCCCAUGCCCCUCCCCAUCGCCCAACCUCGCUCAGUCGGACUCGGGAGGAGUUGGCGGGGUAGGCGUUGGGGUACUCGGGCCGUCCAAGCUGCAGGCGUUGCAUGCCCAGUAUUGCCACGGCAACAGUGGAGGUGUUGGAGUCAGUGGGCUCCAGCAGCAGCAGACUCCGCCUCCCCCCUACCACCACCACCACCGGUACCACAUGCAGAGCGCCCCCCCGCACCUCACCCUCUCACACAGGUUCUCCGCUCCCCCCCGCCGGCAGGGCCCUCCCCCUUCUCACCCGCCGCAGCAUCAGAGGCUGCAGCAUGGCGGCGGACCGCACCCCCGCUACAACCUGGGCUUUAUCACUCCCCCGCCGCUGUCCCCUCACUCCCCACUAACCCCUACUACCCCGCACGGACUCUACCACUCGGGGAGGCCGGGGGGAGGCGGCGGUGGCAAACUCCCGCUGACCAUUUCCCACUCUCAGCCUCACCCCCACGCGCACACACACUCUCACAACCACGCCGUGCACACACACUCCCCUCUAAGCCCUUCCCCUUCCGCCUCCCCCUCCACCCAUUUCAUCUUCUCCACGCCUCCUCCGCAGACGCCCUCGGCGCGCCUCGUCAGCCAGACGCCGCCGCAGCCCUACGGACCCCAAUAUCAGCAAUUGUCGUCCAUCCCGCCUCCUCCUCCGCACUCGCCCUUACCUCCCCCGCCAAAUACCCCACUCUCCCUACACCAAGGGGCUGGGGGAGGGCAGGGGGGAGGGUCCAAAUCCAAACCGGUCAGCCGGAUCAGCACGGUUGUGUGAGGAGGCAGAAGACGAGGACAGUGGUUCGUCGCCCCGCCGUGAGAGUGAGAGUGAGGAGGGCGAGGCGGAGGAGGAGGAGGGGAGGGCAGGUGCAGGCGUUUCAAAAUGGCCGCCUCAUGAGUAGGAGAUCACUGAGAGCGGGGAAGAGGAAGUUACUCAGCCUGUGUUAUUUUCACAUCCAGUUCCCCCGCAGGUAGAGAGACUACCCCCCCCGUAUUGAGGACGUUUGUUGGGAAACGUUUUUCCCUCGUGGAUCCAAAAACACCCAAGAACGGGAAUCACAGAUCUGAGUAGAAACAUCUGGAAGACCCGACGUCUUGACGACAAUCUCCUCCACCCUUCCUUCGUUGUGCCCUUCAGAGGUGGAUUCAAGAGGACAUGCGUGUUGUUCUUCCCUGACAGAGGAAGUGUUUGUGUCAUAUUGUGAGUAAAAAAUGUGUGAAGUGCUGUUGUGGACAAACGGUUCAGGGACCAGACGUGAAGGGAACAGUGCCUGUGGAUUUAUAUCACAAGGGGUUGGCGCUCGAUGCUAACACUACGUACCGUUUGAUGGGACAGUUCAGGUUUUUUAGGAUCCUGAGAACGAGUCCUUUUUACUAUAUUCCAAAAAAUCACACUAGUCUUGCAUCGCUUUGUUUUUGCACAAAAAGCACUUGUACCGUUGUUUUGGUUGUUGACAUAAUACAAGCCAUGAGGUGUCACUGAGAGGCAGAAGUGGUUAGCAUUAGUAUGGUGCAGUUUCUGUGUCUUAGACAGGCGUGCAUGACCUGUGCAAUAGCUAAUGAGUGUCGGUGUGUCAAUGGUUAAAGUCAAUAUGCAGGGGGAGGGAUUUGUUGUAAAUUAAAGCCCCAAUCCAGCAUUUAUUUGACCAUGAAAAGUGCAUUAGUGAAGGUUACUGAAGACUUUCCUAUCUCCAAUAAACUUUUUUAAUAUCUUUAAAUAAGCCAUCAAAACAAAAACUACAGGUGUCUUUUUACCUUUGUGUUUUGCAAAAAUGACUAAAAGCCUUUAGUGUUUGUGGAUAACAGGGUUUCAGCAGGGGUUGCUACAACAUUGGACUUAAGCAUGGUAACGGUUGGCUUUAGACAUUGCAAUUUUCCCAUUGAUUUAUUUGAUUAUUCGAAGAAAACCAAUGAAUUCUCCCCUGCAAGUGUCUAAGUAUAUUUGAACGUAUAAGCUUGAAUUAUAAUAUAUGUCAACUGUAUUUCAUGCUUCAUAUUCUAUGUGACCCUCUAUGUUGCUGGCAGAGGAGAUUAUGCUGAAAGGUGCCAAACAGGGUGCAGUAUGGGAAACAGAGUAUUUUCUUUAACUGGCUUCUUUGAAUUUGAUGAAGCCAUGGAGCUACAGUACCUCUGGACAUUUCUCAGUGGAAAUGUCAAAUGAACCGGGUGAGAAAUUACAUUCAAAACGGUAUGAUCAAUUUAGACAAUCUCAAUUGUGCAUUGCACAAAAAGAUCCAGUACGAGUAAUUUACAAAAACUGACAGUUUGUUAUUAUCUGAAGUCUGGACCUAUAGUAAAACAUACAACCCUCCAUAUUCACACCCCCAAUUUAGAUCACAACAAUUAGUAAAUGGGAAGACUUUAGCUGAAAUGCAUGUUGAACCUGCCAAAACCCUGUUCCCCCGCAUUCAGCCGUAUGUAUCUGUACAAGAGGUUUAGGGUCUGGUGAAUGUUUUUGGAGAUUCGACCAAAAGGGCUUUUUUGGCAGUUCUGAGAAAAUACUCAGAAUUCUGAAGAAAGAAUAUAGAAUUCUGAGAAGAAAAUCGAUCAAGUAUUUUGAGAAAAUAAUUUUAAUAUUGAGAAAAAUGUAGAAUCCUGGAAAAAUAGAAAAAUAUUCAAAAUCUCUGAAAAAAUAUGAAUCAUGACUUUAUUCUCGGAAUUGGGAAAAAAAUUCACAUGUAACCCUAAUCCUCUUACCGGCUUACACAUGUACAUCCUUUGUUGGAUACCAAAAAUAAAAUCUGCAGAGAGCAAAAUUCAGAAAAAAAUGAGCUUAUAAAAAAGUAUGAGCACAAGUUGACCCCAAGAUACAAAGAUAAAUCGUAAUGCUCCCAAACCUUUAGCUGGAACCACUCCAUUAUUACCUUUCGGAAACACACACCCCUUUUCUAACUGCAGACAGAUGUAUCUGGCUAGUUAGAAUAAGGAUUAAUUUCCCACUCAGUCCAAACUGUGUUAUUUCCUCUGAAUAUGAUGUGAAACCUUUCUGGUGACCUAGAGGGUGAUUAGAGAAGUUAAUCCAACUUCCACUGCAAAAAAGAAGAAUGAGGUGCCUUCAGAUGGAGGGACAUGACCAUAAGAAAAAAAAUAAGGAAAGGCCACCUCGGAAUAUAAAGACAAUUCAGAAUCUAAACAAGUAAUACAAAAUGAUUGAUUGUAUCCAUUCGAAAAGAACAAAUAUCAAGCCAUUUACUGCAUAUUUUUGAAAAUCUGGCUAAAGGACUGAUGCCAUCAUCUCACGAUCAUCCAAUAAAGGAACCUGAAACUGGACCUAAUUUCAUCUUGAAGGACUUACGAACAUCUCACAGGACUGAAGUGCAGAACAUGUUUCACCAACGCAGCACUAAGUGGAAUAUUCUUAAACAAACUCAUUUUUACACAUUAUUUUUGCACCUUGUGUUACCACGCCAGUAUUAACUUGUAUUUCUUCGCUCUCUCCAUUUGAUCGAGAUCGCCGGAUGUCAGGGCAGGAAGCCCAUGAUGGCUGAUAGAAAGUUCCUUCGACCAUAUGAACUAUUUUACCAGCCAUUUGUACUUUUUUGGACUAGAACUAAACCUCUCAGUGCUUGUUGCUUUCUUGUCAAAAGUGGCAGGUUUUGCCAGCCUCAUAAAAAUAUUUACCAGCGUUCAACUGGUGGAUGAUGAGAUAUUCCUCUGAUGUUCUGAAUGCAAUCAUCAAUGACAUGGUUUUUAGUUUCCUUGUGAUUACGUGUAUGCGCCAACUGUAGAUAAUAACUGUACAAUGUGUUCUAUUUUCAAUGGGGCCAACAGCACCGAUCUGUAAGUUCAGAAUUGCUUGAAUUAACAAAACGUAUGCUCUAAAAACCAAAAGCUCAUCAGGGUUCUUCACUUGAAAAACAAACAAUCAAAAUACCUUAAAUGUUUUUGUAGAAGCUUUUUGUUUCCGAGGUUUGUGGAAAUACUGUCCUAGAUUCUCAAUAGACGGAGUUCCUCAGGGUACCGUCUUGGGUCCUCUAUUGUUUUCAAUCUGAAGAACCCCUUUGGCUUUUUAGAGCGUGCUUCUGAUAUUAUUAUCAAUAUUGUUGUGUAACAAGCUUCUACUAACAUAACGUACUCCUUGGGCUGUUUUGUAUUUUUAGCAUUUUUGAUUUUGUUAUGUGCUUACGAGUGUGAGAUAUUUUUUCUGAUUUGGGCAUCUUUUGAAAGUACUAAAACUUUAUUUACAUUUUGUAAUAUGUUGACAACAAAACCAAUACCUUUCUGUGACUAACCAACAACUAAUAUUUUCUAAUAUUUUAAAUACAGACUGUGAUUAUUGCUUUCACUCACCCCCGCAGGGUUCUGCAAACAAACACCUCUGAAUCAUCGCGAAACCUCUCACCAACCUUUUAAUGGAAACAAGCAACACUUCUGCUACCAAACGACCUUUUAAAAACAUUAUAUGCUGAGCUGCUAGGAACUGAGGAUGGUUGGUUACCCAUCGUGUAUCUAAAAUCACCUACAGAAACACUUAAAUUAACCACAUGUCAAACAAAGGCUAGAACAAUUAAUUGAACACACUUGAAAUAUCAAAACAAACUUCUCGAGGAGCACUGGAUCAAACCUACCUCGCACAGGAUUACACAACAUUUCACCCUGAUCCGCUGCGUGCCUGAGCUGAAGCACAUCCUCACUAAAAUGUAUGUUUUAAAGCGACUUUACCCGUACUUUUGCAUGUUUUGGUCAACACAUUACUGCCAACCCUUUUUCCAUUAUCCCUUACGGACAGCCUUUGGUUUUAGUGAAGAUCUCUUUUAAAGAAAAUUUGCAGAGACUUGAUGCUGCCGAUAGAUAAUCCACUACUUUCAUAAUAAUGAUUUUGGAACUGCAAUGCUUUGCAGAGUUUGUGCACAAGUGUACAAACAAGCAUGCAUUCAACCGUGACCUCAAACUCCAAGUGAGUUUUUACAAUUUUGUUUUAGAUUAACCUUAUGUUGUUGAAACCCCAAAUACCCACUUACAGGUCCAGUUUACCAAAAAUGAUUGUCAGUAAUAACAGGAAAGCUAACCUGUACAAUUCUUGCAGGAACAACCCAAACAAAUGUAAAGGUCAAUUCUCUAUAAUGGAUUAGCUAUCUGUUGCAGGAUGCCAUUUUCUGCAAGUAGAUAUUCAUUGAAAUAUAAACCAAUCGCUGCCUGGACAUUAGGAAAUCAAUCUAAAUGGAUUGCGUGGUUGUCAGAAGUCAUUUACAGCAUAUGCAGUUAAAGGACAUACAAAAGCACAGGUAUGGCACUUUAAACUCCACAUUCAAAUUCGUUUUUUUCUGCCCGAGCCUGCUCUCCACUAUCGGUUUGCAUGUGGUAUUUAUUACAGUAUCUGCACUGAAUGAAGCUGUAUUAUAAACAUGAAUGUACAUAACCAUCAUUAUGAAAAAUAACAAUGCGAGUACUCACUUUGCUCUGCAGAGGGCAGUUUGUGUCUGGCUGGGAUGACACCAGGAAUGGAAGAUCUGUUUUUUAACGCCAAAAGAAACAGAUCUGACUGCUGCAGGCAAAACAGGGAACAUUUAAAAAAGAAAGAAAGAAAUGAAAGCAUAUCAGAUCUGUUUCGAAUAAAGUAAAACACGUAGAUCUUCUGUUUCUGUGUUAAGGAGAGCCUGAGUUGUGUGUGUCUAUACAAGGGCGAUGGACCUGGGUCUGUGUUGUACGAAACAACACAAUGGACCGCUUUGUUGAGGAAAAAUAUUUCUUGUUUAUAAUGUAGAGCAAAGAGAGACUGGAAUAGUCCUUGUAAAAUUGUAUGAGUACAGUGUCAAAUAUGUGUCAACAGAGACAACAUUAUUUUAAAAAUUAUGUAUGGAAAAUUUUAGCUGUGUAUAUAAAUAUAUAUUACUUGUACUUUGUUUUUGAAAUUGCAGAGAUAUGGAAAAAAGUGGAAAUAUUUAUUGCUCUAAAGAUAUAAAAAAUCUGUUCAUGUUGAUGGAA
Molecule: messenger RNA, 10460 nt
Organism: Eleginops maclovinus (Patagonian blennie)
Lineage: Eukaryota; Metazoa; Chordata; Actinopteri; Perciformes; Eleginopidae
Product: IQ motif and SEC7 domain-containing protein 2-like
Biological process (GO): regulation of ARF protein signal transduction; actin cytoskeleton organization
Molecular function (GO): guanyl-nucleotide exchange factor activity; protein binding
Source: RefSeq, a predicted model, not a curated record